Molecule: messenger RNA, 2737 nt
Organism: Seriola aureovittata
Lineage: Eukaryota; Metazoa; Chordata; Actinopteri; Carangiformes; Carangidae
Exons: 5
Coding region: 127-732 (201 amino acids)
Biological process (GO): immune response
Cellular component (GO): extracellular region
Molecular function (GO): cytokine activity
Source: RefSeq, a predicted model, not a curated record
GAAAACCCCGCACGAGAGCGAGAAGAUAAAAAGUCCAAACCGCCACAAAUGGAAGCUGAAGAGGAUUUUAGCGCGUCAAGCGGCGGACACACACCGAGCCAGAGAGACACACAGCCGCCCUGAGACAUGAACACCCCGACAGCCGUCGCUCUGCUGCACUGCUUCCUGUUUGCAGUUUUGGUCCGAUCAGCUCCCGCCCCCCUCCCAGCCUUCAGGGAGACGGCUGAACGAGCGAAGACGCUGGUGGAGAAAAUCCUGAGGGACCUCCCCGACGUGCACGCCGCCACCAUCAACACGGAGGGUCUGACCCUCGACCCCUCCACUCAGACCGCCAACCUGCAGAUGAUGGUGACCUCACUGGGCAUCCCCGCCGGCCCCGUCAUCAAGCCGCUGUCCGAACGCUUCACACUGGACAUGUGUGUGAGUCGUAUGUUGGCGGGCGGCCGGUUGUACCAGGGGCUGCUGGGAAUUUUGUCAGAGAGACUGAGCGGACUGACGGAUGUGCGAGCCGACCUCAGAGACCUGCUGACACACCUCAGAAAGAUGAAGGAGGCGGCUCAGCUCGCCGAUGAUGGUCUGGAUCAGAACCCGAGUCUGGAUCUGUCCACUCGUCUCCAUGGCAACUACGAGGUCCAGGUGGCGGUCCACCUGACGCUGACACAGCUUCGUUCCUUCUGUCACGACCUGAUCCGCAGCCUGAGAGCCAUUGCUCGUGCUUCAGGUACACGCUAAGCCCCGCCCACCAGGGACAACACAGUGCUGCGUUCAAGGACAUAAGAGACAGAUUAUUAAAAGUAGGACAGACAAUUCAUACAUGAGAGGUCAGUGACCUCAGCAGUGACAUCAUCAGUGACAUCAUCAGUCUGUGAUGAGGUCUCUGCAGGAAGACACAUCUGAUGAUUUAUUUAUUCUGUUGUAUUUCAUGACAUUUUCUAAGUGGGGGGGGGACAAUGUCUCAAACCUCUCCACCGGCAGGACGCUUCUAAACCUGACGUUUUAUUGUGACAGUCGACUUCCUGUGAGCCUCUGUGAAAAUAUCCCAGAGUGUUUUGGGUGUUGCUCCUCCUCUGUCAGUCGGAGGAUCCAAGCUCCGCCUCUUUUCAGAGCAAUGUGAACGCAGCACGGCGAGUCAGAGCUGCAGGUCUGAACCUGGUCACAGGUGAGUGUGGAGCUGCAGGUCGACGCCAACAAAUUCAGAUCAGACACUUCCACUUAUUGAUUAUCAGAAGUUCAGAUCAGACUGUGAGUUAUUGAUUAUCAGACGUUUUCUGAGGAGGAGGGGGGACGACCUGAAACAUUUUACCUCUUUAUUUUCUGCUCUUUCAAACUUUAGUUCACAAUCAUUUUUAAAGCUGCAGCAUCAGUUCAUCAAUCAGUUUUAAUAAUCGAUUCAUCGUUUCAGACAAUUUGAAUCAGUUUUCUGACAAUUUUUAACAAUUGGUUGUUAGACUGAUCAAUAAUGAAAAUGAUUGUUUGACUGAUAAAAAAUUAAAAUGAUCAUUAGACUAAUCAAUAAUGAAAAUGAUCGUUAGACUGAUCAAAAAUUAAAAUGAUCAUUAGACUAAUCAAUAAUGAAAAUGAUUGUUAGACUGAUCAAAAAUUUAAAUGAUCAUUAGACUAAUCAAUAAUGAAAAUGAUCGUUGCAGAAUGAAAUGUGAAAAGGCAGCUUUUAUUGUGAAGCAGAAACAGGAAGUGCAUCAAAUUGGCAAUUAACUCUGAAGGUGUAUCUGCAGUUAAUAUCUCAUGAUGAUAUUUAUCAAUAUUUCUGAUCAGAUCUCUGAUCAUAUGCAGGUUAUUAAUCAUUUAUUUAUUACUGAUAUUUAUUCCUUAUUUAUAUUGAUGUAUUUAUUGAUUUGUUUGUGUGAAUCAUUUUGUUUUUGUGGGUCGUGACCUCACAUGGUUGCAGCACAUGAAUUUAAGAUCAUAAUAUGAUAUUGAUUUUAUAUUUUCAAUAUUAAAUCAAUUUUAGGGACGAGAGAGGUUUAAAACAAACAGAGAGAGAAUCGCUGAUGGACAUGCAUGAUGUCAGAGAUGAUGUCAUCAGUGAGUGAUGACGUGAGUGAUGAUGUCAUCAGUGAGUGUGUGUGUGUGAACAUGCAGAUGUUCUGCAGGUAAAUGACAGGUAAAUGUCUUUGUAUCUCAGACGUGUUCAGGUGUGAAACUGAAACAGGAAGUAAACCCCAUGGGUGACCUGACUUUAUUUAUUGAUAUUUAUGUCACAGUGAUCAAUGAAACCUGAUCUUUUUUUGUGCCCUUUGAUUCUUUCACAAUAAAACUUUUCUACUGUUUCACUGUCACUUUGUUUUUGUGGUCUUUCAGGACCACAGCUUCCUGUUUCACAUGGAGGCUUUUAUUGUGAAGCAGAUACAGGAGAAUGGUUUUAUACAGUAUGUGCAUCAGCAGUUUUAUUUAUCUGUUAUUAAUCACACCAAUGAGAAGAAUUCAGACUGAAACAACCUUCAUCACAGCAUCACUUUAAAUCUGUUAAACUCAGUCUCUGUUCUGUCUCUUGGUUUUAUUCUGAAAGUCUCUCUCUCCAUCUUCACCUUCCUGUCUGAAGAUUUUCAGGAUUAUUCUUAUUCUGACAGUAAACACAUCAGAUUGUAGUGAAGCUAGCUUCAGAGACAAAACCUGCUGCUGCCACAAGAGGGCAGUAAACGACAUGAUGAAUGAGACAGAAGCUGUUCUGAGGUCAGAUAGUAGCUUGUUUAAGCUAACGUUAGCUUGUUUAUGAUUA